UGUGCUAGACACUUGUCAACCGGGAACAAACGAGUUUUGCAGCGGUUAGUCUAUUAGGGCUGCGCUUGUGUUUAUCUGGGCGCGAGGUGCAGCUGUACAUCCUUGCACUGGAGCACAUGUAGCAGUAUGCAGCAGCGCAGUUUGGAUUUUAGAGUUGCUUUAAUAAUCUCAGGACUGAUUCCGAGUGUGUCUGAAAUAUUCGACUCCUCUGUGUCUAAAAUAUUUAACGACUCCUCUAUGUCUGAAGGCAGCGUGUUAAAAGUCUAGCAUUUACCAGUUUUGUUGUAUUUUUAUACUUCUUAACUUCUAACGUCGACCAGGAAGUAAUUCAUAAAUCUUUAAACCAAAUUCAUAUUAGUUCAUAUCUGGAGAAAUCUUUCUGCAGAUCACUUGAAUUUACUGUUUUACACUAUAGUUGUUUUGUUUAUCGGAAGUAGCCAUGAUUCCCGAAUCUGGUGCCAGCCAACAGGUCUUCAUUGCCCCCUCAGAACUGUCCAGUAAGGCGCAUAUUCCGAAUUUGGAAACGUAUAAAGAACUUUAUGCUAAGUCUGUCGAGAAUCCUGAAGAAUUCUGGAAAGGCCUUGCAAAGGAGUUUUACUGGGAAAAGCAACCUACUGGCCAGUUCCUGGAUUAUAACUUUGACGUGACCAAAGGAAAAAUUUAUAUUGAAUGGAUGAAAGGAGGCAUCACCAAUAUCUGCUACAAUGUGUUGGACAGAAAUGUUAAAGAGAAGAAACUGGGAGACAAAAUUGCCUUUUAUUGGGAAGGAAACAAGCCAGGAACAUCUUUGAAAGUUACGUAUAAUGAACUCCUUCAGAAUGUCUGCAAAUGUGCUAAUGUUCUUCGAGAACAAGGAGUUAAGAAGGGAGACAGAGUUUCUAUCUACAUGCCUAUGAUUGUAGAACUCGUGGUUGCUAUGCUUGCUUGUGCCAGAAUCGGAGCAGUACACUCUGUAGUGUUUGCAGGGUUUUCAGCAGACUCACUUUGUGAUCGCAUCAUAGAUUCACAUUGCUCACUCUUAAUUACUGCAGAUGGCUUUUGCAGGGGAGAUAAACAAAUCAACCUGAAACAAUUAGCAGAUGAAGCACUGAACAAAUGUAAAGAAAAAAACUUUCCUGUCACAAAAUGCAUUGUGGUAAAGCACUUGUGGAAAACAGAACCCAGUUCCAAUGAUGUAUGUGCUGAAGGACCAUCACCACUCAAGAGAAUUUGCCAGAACUUACAGACACCUUGGAAUGCAGCUAUAGACAUGUGGUGGCAUGAGCUAAUGGAAGAUGCUAGUGACCAGUGUGAACCAGAAUGGUGCGAUGCCGAGGACGAUCUGUUUAUUUUGUAUACAAGUGGAUCAACUGGGAAACCAAAGGGUGUUGUGCACAGCAUUGGUGGAUACAUGAUUUUUACUGCAACAACCUUCAAGUAUGUGUUUGAUUACCACCCAGAUGAUGUGUAUUGGUGCACAGCUGACAUUGGGUGGAUCACUGGCCAUUCCUAUAUAACCUAUGGACCUCUGGCUAAUGCAGCCACUAGUGUCUUGUUUGAAGGGCUUCCAAUCUACCCUGAUGAGAGUCGAAUGUGGCAGAUUAUUGACAAAUAUAAAGUAAGCAAGUUUUAUACUGCUCCAACUGCAAUUCGAUUACUUAUGAAGUACGGAGAUGAGCCUGUGAAAAGGCACAGUAGAAAGUCGCUCAAGAUUUUGGGGACAGUUGGAGAACCCAUCAACCCAGAAGCAUGGCUGUGGUACUAUCGAGUUGUUGGGGAGGAGCGAUGCCCCAUUGUGGAUACAUUCUGGCAAACAGAGACAGGAGGGCAUGUGAUGACUCCUCUUCCUGGCGCAACACCUCUAAAACCAGGGUCUGCUACACUUCCAUUUUUUGGAGUUGUUCCUUCUAUUCUGAAUGAAUCGGGAGAGGAACUGGAAGGAGAAGCUGAAGGCUACUUGGUAUUUAAGCAACCUUGGCCAUCAAUAAUGCGGUCUGUCUAUGGGAACCACCCAAGGUUUGAGAAAACAUACUUUAGAAAGUUCCCAGGAUACUACGUCACAGGAGAUGGUUGUAAAAGAGAUAAAGACGGUUAUUACUGGAUCACAGGAAGAGUCGAUGACAUGCUAAAUGUAUCAGGUCACCUGCUUAGUACCGCUGAGGUUGAAUCUGCUCUUGUUGAACACCGUGCUGUCGCAGAGGCUGCCGUGGUGAGCCAUCCACAUGCAGUAAAAGGCGAAUGCCUCUAUUGUUUUGUCACCCUAAAGGAAGGACGCAAGUUCAGUAAAACACUGGAGGAAGAGCUCAGGAAACAAGUACGUGAAAAGAUCAGCCCCAUUGCAACACCUGAUUUUAUACAAUAUGCACCUGCCUUGCCUAAAACACGUUCGGGUAAAAUUAUGAGAAGAGUGUUAAGAAAAAUAGCCAGGAAUGAGAAGGACCUUGGAGAUACGUCAACUCUUGCAGAUCCAGCUGUAGUAGACCAGUUAUUUACCAGUCGAUGUCAAAUGUUUAAUGUCUGAUUGUCUAAUCCAUUUCUAGAAAGUUAGAUUCAUGAAUCAUAGACAUUAACAAACAAGUAUUUGAUUAUUUGGUAGUAGAGAUGUAUUUUUAAGUGUUCAUUGUUAUGAAGAGAUUAAGAUAAAGCACUUACAAAUCAAACAAAAUUGAAACUGCUACUCGAGUUGUGUGCUUAUAUUAGAUUUUCUGUACAGCUGGCUGGAACUGUAAAACAAGUACGUUAAAAUAUUUAAUUUCUCUAAAAUUUAGUGCAUUAUCAUCCUGUUUUUAUGUCAACAUGCUGUUUGUAUGUUGUUGCAUUAUAUUACAUCUUAAAAAGAAAUCCACAUUUUGUUACACUUCAGUAUCUGGCCAGCUAACUAGAAUUAGAGCAAAACACUAUAUUUUUUUAAUUGAUAAUACCUAUCUUACUCUACUGUAGUCUUGUUUCCAGAUUUGGGUUGUUUCAACUUUGAUAUUAAUGGUGGUCAGUGAUUGAUGUAAUUUUAACAGAAGAUUUUUUAUUGUUAGCUACAUACAUGAAUUAGGAGAUAAUGCUUAAUGAAGUCUACCUCAUUCCUCCCUUCACUCUCUCUUUAAAUACUCCUCUCCCCAUUCCAGUUUUUAAAAGACAGCACUGUACAGAUGUCAGGUUUCUCUCAACACAAAGUUCUUUAAUGUUCCUUUAGUCUAACUCAUAGAGCACCACUUGAUUAUGUUGUCUGUGCACACCAUUUUGGCCUUCCAUGAAAGUUUGCAUUGUUUCCUUUCAGAAUAUUUUUGCAGCAUUUGUUAUUAACCCAAUCCAGUAAGCACUCCCACCAAGUGUUUUUUUUUUUUUUUUUUUAUACGGGUGGCAUAGAAUGACAGAGAAUUUUACACUUAUUACUGUUAUUUUAGGAGAGGAGUACCUGCAAUGAAGGCAUUUAGAAGUUUUACAGAAGAAAGUGCUUUGACCAUUGUUUUGUGUUUAAUCAAGAAAAGGACCAUAGUGACUUGUUUAGGAUUUUGCAACUAAAACAUGUCAAAGCAAGUCAUUUGAAAGGAUCUGCUAACACUUUGAGCAUGUCUUCUGACAUGUUCAAAGGAAGUGCUAAUUCAGAGGACUGCCAUUCUGACUCAGUGGAGAUACCAUGUUGAAGUGAGGGGCUAGGCAAUGUCAUGUAAUUUCAUAAUAUGGAGGAUGUAUUGCAUUGUAGAAAAAUGAAACCAUGGCCGAAAAAUAAAAUCACAUUAGUAUGAUUGCCUCUCUACCACUUUAGGGCAGAGCAAACAUAAAAUAUUACUAGCUAGUUAUAAUGAUUCUAAUCAAAAUGCAUGUUUUAAGAGUUUGAUUCUAUUUUAGCUUUAAAUGACCUAUAGUUAAGUAUUAAUUUGGAGACCAGUGACUUCACUGCAGAUGGUACUUCUUAGCUGAAUUGUGUUAUACAGCUGUUUACUAGUUGCGGAAGUGAUAGCAUAUGCUGUUGUUUUUGUAAUCUGCAUGUUUGUCAUCUGUAAGACUUUUUUAGGUCUAAAGAAAUUGAAGCACUAUUAAUGAGCAUUGAAUUAGGUAUUGUUUUAUGGCAGCUCUGCUCUUUUGUUUCAGGUGUGUUCACUGUUAGGAGUGGACUGCUGGCGUUGUUGUUGUGAUGCAGCCACAUAUACGGCUAGCUGUUCAAGAGAGCAUAUUGUACUGGCUGUAGAAUUGUAAUACUAUGUAUUUUGAUUAAUGUCUGUAGAGCACUGGAUACAUUGGUGGGAUCAUUUAAAGAGUCAACCACAAAAAUAGUAUGUUUAUUGCUCCAGAGAGGCAACUUCUGUUUAUACCACUAAAAGCUGCCAUCAGAGCUUUGGCAACUGGACCAUUAAUGGAAGUUCACUUGCUAUUUAAGUCACUCACUGAAAAUAUUGGGGAGCAUAAAUGUGCCUGACUUCAAUGUCUAGUGUUCUUGGACCUACAUGACAUGGCUAUCCAUGUAUGCCUUACUCAAGCAGACAAGUUAUUCAUGCAUGCAUUACCAAACAACCAGUCAUGUCCCUCUGAACUGUAUCUUAGUAGUGGUCAGAGAACAAAAAAGUGGAGCCAGCAGACUGCCUAUAUCUGGGGGCUGCAUUGUCUAACUAAAUACUGUAAAGUCUGACAUGUCGUUCCAUCUUAUUUUACAGACAGUGCUUCACAGAGAUGACACAGAAUGUUUACGGCAGCAGAUAAUGGCUCCUUCCUUUUCCCAUUUAGGGUUUUGGGUAGCUCUAACUAUAUUGUUUCACCCUGCAUAUCAUGCCAUCCCCAAUUUUUGCUUAAUUUCUUUCUACUUUAACAGAAACUCCAUUAUAGAAAUCCCUAAUUAUUAACUGCAUGUUUUAGAUGCACUUGUAAACUUUAAAAUCCCACCCUCCUUCGUUCCAGAUAGUGUUGUAAAUUAGUGGCAUGUUGUUUCUGAUAGUUUGUGUUGCAUGCAUUUCUGCUUUCAGUAUUUUUAUCAUGUCAAGUCCUCUGAAUUUUUAGUAAUUUAUCUAAGUAAUUCAGGUACUUGCUUCUGUUAUACAACUUUUUUUCAAAGAUCCCCUGUUCAGUUUUAAGGCCAGUGUGAAUUCUCUAUUUGUAGUAUGCACAAAGAGUUAUGUGUUCUUUUCUGCACUUUAUGUGCCUAGUAAUGCUUCUUCAACAUUAGUUUGCUGUUAAGCUUCAUUUGUAUGUAUUCACCUAGUCUCUUUAUUCUGUUAAAGGACAGAAACAGAACACCCAGAAGUGGUUUGCUAUAGGUACUAAAUUUAAGAGCCCACAAUGAAAUUUUGGGUACAGAAAGAGUUAAGUGGGAUAUUUCUGAUUAUUUUCUAUAUGUAUUUAAUCAGUCUACAGUGAAUAUGAUGUCACAGUUUUGCAGACCAUUGUCUAAAUUUGUCAAAAGUCUUUUCAAGUUUGAGGUUCAUUUAAGCUCUAAUGUUAUCCUCACAGUCAGAUACCAUUAUAUAGUAACAUAUAACCUUGAUUUUAAAUUAAAAAUUUGUGCAUGGUCGCCAUGCACUUUAGAAGUGAAACUUCUGUAAGGAAGUGCCAAGGAAAGCAAAUAGUAUUAUAAAUGAAGGAGUGGAACAGUCAGAUUAUGGUAGCUGGAAUGAUUUAUUUACAUGUAAUUGCUAUUUAAAUGUAAUUAAAAUUGACAUACAAUUGUUUGAAAUCUAUAAUACACAAUAUGAUCCACAAAAUAUUAUACAAAAUACGAUACAUAAAUACAAAAGUUAGUAUUAAUAGAAAUUAAAUACCAUGUGACGUAAAUAAUAUGGUACACAACGAGAGAAAGAAUUUACACAGGUUAAAGAGAAAAUGUAAAACAUUAAUAAAUUAUUUAAAUGUUAUUAAAAUUGACAUACAACUGCUUGAAAUCUAUAAUGCAUAUGAUAUAAUCCGCAAAAUAUUAUACAGAAUAUGAUACAUAAAUAUAAAAGCUAUUAUUAAUGUAGAUCGCAUACCAUGUGACAUAAAUAAUAUGAUACACAAGGAGAGAAAUUAUUUACAUAAGUUA
Protopterus annectens (West African lungfish) is the source of this 5983-nucleotide messenger RNA. It is a transcript of the gene ACSS2, whose product is annotated as acyl-CoA synthetase short chain family member 2. Bases 440 to 2500 code for a protein of 686 amino acids. The transcript has 18 exons. Lineage: Eukaryota; Metazoa; Chordata; Ceratodontiformes; Protopteridae. The record is from RefSeq and is a predicted model, not a curated record. Gene Ontology annotation, molecular function: acetyl-CoA synthetase activity. Gene Ontology annotation, cellular component: cytoplasm. Gene Ontology annotation, biological process: acetyl-CoA biosynthetic process.